AGCUCAGCUCAGCAGAGGCCAGAAGGAGGAGAGAUGGAGAAUGGAUCAAAGAAAUGGUGUUUUCAGGCAGACAAAGGCCUCAUUGCAGCGUCAUCGAUAACCGUUCGUGGUGUUCUGAACACUAUAAUGGCUAAUCUGAACAAAGAAGACGAUAGACCAGUCAUUCCUCUCGGCCAUGGCGACCCUUCUUCUUUCCCAUGCUUUCAUACCGCUUCUACGGCUGUAGAUGCUAUUAUCGAGGCUGUAAAUUCGGCCAAAUAUAACUGCUAUUCUCCAACUGUUGGUAUUCUUCCUGCUAGAAGGCUUAUUGCAGAUUACCUUAAUCGUGAUUUCUUCCAUACAAGCUAAUCGCCAGAUUAUUGUUUUUUGUUACUCGGGGCAUCCACAGCUAUUGAAAUCACGAUUUAAUUCAGGUUUUGGAUAGAGCCGCUAACAUUUAUGCUACCAAAACCAGGAUUCCCAUUACUAUUAAAGCUAUUGCUGGACGUAAUAAUAAUGAAUUUGCCUUUUGAUCUUUUACCUGAUAAGGGCUGGAGGUUUGAUCUCGAGGCUGUUGAGUCUCUGGCAGAUGAGAAUACUGCUGCUAUGCUUAUAAUAAACCCUGAAAUCCUUGUGGACAAUGUCUACAGAUAUGAACACUUGAAGAAAAUUGCAGAAACAGCUAGAGAGCUUGGAAUUAUGGUGAUUGCUGACGAAGUAUAUGGGCAUCUUACAUUUGGGAGUACUCCAUUUGUUCCAAUGGGAGUUUUUGGAUCAAUUGUGCCUGUUCUUUCACUUGGAUCCAUAUCGAAGAGAUGGAUCGUUCCUGGCUGGAGAAUUGGUUGGCUUGUUGUUAGUGAUCCUAAUGACAUUCUUCGAAAAUAUGGGGUUGUUAAUUCAAUAAUUAGCUAUCUCAACAUCUCAUCUGAUCCUGCAACAUUCAUUCAGGGUGCAAUUCCAGAAAUCCUGGAGAAUACAAAUGAGGAUUUCUUUCUGAAAAUUCUCAACUUACUGAGAGAGGCUGUAGACAUAUGCUGCGACGGAAUGCAGGAUAUUCCUUGCAUUACUUGCCCGAAUAGACCACAAGGUUCUAUGUUUGUAAUGGCAAAAUUGAACUUGUCACUAUUGGAAGGCAUUAAGGACGACAUGGACUUCUGUCUCAAGCUUGCUAAGGAGGAAUCAGUCAUAGUUCUACCAGGAAUAUGUGUGGGAAUGAAAAAUUGGCUUCGCAUAUCUUUUGCCAUUGAGCCUUCAACUCUUGAAGUUGGCUUUCGGAGAAUAAAAGAUUUCUGUGAAAGGCAUGCCAAGAAGCCGUGAGGACAUGCAUGCCAUUGAUCCUCGUCAAUAAACGGAUUUCCUUCUUAAAGAUCAACAACUCCGCGUUGGAUCUCGAGGGUAAGUGCCAUUAGAUGUCUAUUCUAUCAUCAAGGAUCUAAUUCUAGGUUGGAUCCUUUUGGUAAUUAGUAAGUUGUUGUUUGUUCAAGCACAUAAUCUCCAUAAUGGAUGAGAGUAUGUAAUUCAGAUAAUGGAAGUCCUUGAACUAUGUUAGAUGUUGUUGGUAAAUCUACCAGUAAAAUUUCUGAACUUUUUUA
Messenger RNA from Jatropha curcas, 1571 nucleotides. The record is from RefSeq and is a predicted model, not a curated record. Lineage: Eukaryota; Viridiplantae; Streptophyta; Magnoliopsida; Malpighiales; Euphorbiaceae.